AUGAGAUUCAAAAUAUCUGUACAAGAAGAUAAUGGACAUAAAAGAUUACUCACUUGCGUUGCAUGGAAUUCAACAGAAGAAAUUUAUUCUUGUGGGGAAGAUCAUUUAUUAAUACGUUGGCAUUUAGAAGGCGGAAUUGCACAUUCCACUAUUGUGGCAGAAUUUUCUGGUGAUUUCUAUCCUACCGAUAUGCAGUGGCAUCCACGUCCUAAUCAUACUGCCUCUGUUAAAAAAUCUUUAGAUGUAUUAUUAAUUACUACAGCUGAUGGAAAAUACCAUUUAAUUAAUAAAAAUGGUCGCAUCGAAAAAAGUAUUGAUGCUCAUAAAGGUGCUACUACGAUAGGAAGAUGGAGUACUGAUGGUUCUGCAUUACUGACAGCUGGUGAGGAUGGAUUAAUUAAGGUUUGGUCUCGCAGUGGUAUGCUUCGAUCAACGUUAGUGAAAGCAAGUCUUCCUAUAUUAACAUCAAGCUGGAGUCCUGAUUGCUCAACGAUAUUAUAUGCUCAAGGUGGAAAUUUGCUUCUUCAAUCAUUUAAUUCAAAUUCAAAACCGUAUAAGUGGCACGCACAUAAUAAUCUCAUAUUGGUUGCUUGUUGGAAUUCGACAAAUGGAUUGAUAGUUUCUGGUGGCGAAGACUGUAAAUAUAAGGUAUGGGACGCUACCGGUCAUCAGUUAUAUUGCAGUAAUGUCGGUGAUCACCCUGUGACAGCUAUUAGUUGGUGUCAUUCUUCUGGCGAGUAUUUUGCUGUUGGAUCUUUCAACACAAUCAAGCUUUGUGAUAAAAAUGGGUGGUUGCAUUCUAUGGAAAAAGUAAAUACUGGAAGCAUUUAUAGCAUAGCUUGGUCCAGAGAUAGUACACAAGUAGCUAUGACAUGCAGUAACGGAAAACUUUUGACUGGUCAUGUUAUAGAUAGGAAAUUAGAAUGGGAUAAUUAUGAAGCAACAUUGAUAAAAAGGAAAAUAAUUGAGAUUAGAGAAAUCGGUAAUGAAUUUCGUGAAGUAUUAGAAAUUUCUGAUCGUGUUGUACAUCUCGAAUUUGGCUUCGAUCAUUUAGUCGUCAUUACACCCGCUCAAUGCCAUGUGUACGCUGUCACAAAUUGGAAUACACCAGCGAUUUUUAAUUUAAAGACAAGUACCAUCUCUGCUGUACUUCUUGCAGAAAAGCACUUUUUAAUAGUGGAAUGGAAUGCUGUAUCACUGUACAGUUACCAAGGCCGUUUAUUGGGUAGUCCAAGAUGGAAAGGUUUUUCUUCAGAACCACUUCAUCCUAUUUGCAUGUCAUUGUGUGCUGAUACUUUGGUCAUAAGAAAUCAAAACAACGAAAAACUACUUCAUAUUUUGGAAAUACCUCACAACAAGCCGAUAAUUGAAGGUCAAUCGCAUUUGCACUUGCACAACGUGACACAAGUGGCCUUAAAUUACCAUGGUGAUAUAAAAGAUCGACAAUUGGCAUUAAUAGAUGUCAAUAAAGAUUUAUUUUUAAUUGCAAUAAGAAAUAUAGGCUUUGGAAGAAUUUGCAAAAUAGCUGUAAUGGCUCAAAAUAUCGUAUGGGCAACCGACGCAAAUAUAUUAGCUGCAAUGUUGGAUGCAAAUCUGUCAGUAUGGUUAUGUCCUAACUGUGUUCACUACAGUGAUCGUAAAGUAAUACGACGUACAAGAAUCGAUAAGGAAAACAGCGAAUAUGGAAAACAGCCUAACAUCGUGAGUGUUCGUAAUGGUAUAGUUAUGGUGAGACGUGGAGACGGUGCUAUUGUAGCUUCAUCAUUUUAUAAUCUCUUCACAAGUUUUUACGAACACAUAUCAAACAAAAAAUUGAAAGAAGCGCUUUCUCUCUGUCGUAUAGCUCAGAACGAGAUAUUGUGGACUUGCAUGGCCGUUAUGACAACUGAUAACAGAGAAUUACACGCUGCAGAAGAAGCUUACGCUGCUAUUAGUAGAUUUGAAAAAGUUGAUUAUAUCAAAUACAUCAAGAAUAUACCCAAUGCUACAGAAAGACAUGCAGAAAUGGUACUACUGGCAGGGGAUCUGUCGAUGUCAGAAGGUAUACUGUUACAAAGUAGUCUGAUCAAAGAAGCUAUACAUAUCAACAUUCAAAUUUAUAAUUGGAAUAGAGCCUUGGAAUUAGCAAGAAAAUAUAAAAGGCAACUCGAGGAAGUUCUAGAUGCAAGAAAAAAAUACUUGGAGACCGUUAACAAGAAUGAAACCAAUCAUAACUUUUUAACAUUUUUGGAAAAUAAUGAGAUAAAAUAAAGCGAGC
Messenger RNA from Cyphomyrmex costatus, 2257 nucleotides. It is a transcript of the gene Oseg5, whose product is annotated as intraflagellar transport protein Oseg5. NCBI's taxonomy places the organism in Eukaryota, Metazoa, Arthropoda, Insecta, Hymenoptera, Formicidae. The record is from RefSeq and is a predicted model, not a curated record. Bases 1 to 2250 code for a protein of 749 amino acids. Gene Ontology annotation, cellular component: intraciliary transport particle B; cilium. Gene Ontology annotation, biological process: cilium assembly. The transcript has 16 exons. Gene Ontology annotation, molecular function: protein binding.